Molecule: messenger RNA, 3952 nt
Organism: Cephus cinctus (wheat stem sawfly)
Lineage: Eukaryota; Metazoa; Arthropoda; Insecta; Hymenoptera; Cephidae
Exons: 13
Coding region: 311-1699 (462 amino acids)
Source: RefSeq, a predicted model, not a curated record
ACGCCGCCAAGUACGUCGACAACGUCGACGAGAGGUUCGCGCGCCAAGCGACUCUUCAGUAUGACGAGCGACUGCCGCGGCUUUGGAACUCACGUAUAUUUAACGUUGCACUGAGAUUUUCAUCGCGAGCGUGAGAACUGAGCACGUCAGACGACAAUCUACCGACGAAAAAGUGAACAAGAACGAUUUUCAAAGAGGGACACUCUAUCCGUAUUGGAAUUACGAAGAAACAAGAUUACCAAGCAGACACAACAGGAUCAAUUUUCGUCUGUAGAAGGGACAAUUCUUGGUCGGAUCGAUCUACGGCAGGAUGCGUUCGGGCGGAAUUGCAACUGUGGCGGCCAUUAGCCUCUUUCUGGCUGCUUCCAAGAGCUUCGUAGAUCCGGCUCCAUUGAGUUCCCAAGAGAGAAAGCUCGGAAGCGUGCACGAGGAUUCGGAUGUCGAGCAACUUCAGACCUUAAAACAUUCCAUUGGAAAUACCGUCGCUGCAGUAAGAGAAGCUCAGGCGGCUGAAAGUCGAAGCAGUACGAUAAAAGAAUCUUCCAUCCCGGAAUUAAAUACAGACGCAUCAGCUGCAAUCGAAGAAACGCACGAGAAAGAAGCAAAGGACGCUUCUCCAGAGACGCCAUCCGUCGCGACGGCUAUACCCAGACCCCUGCCGCCGUCCUUAGUACCGAAAGGCCAGGCCGAAGUUGUUCACGGUGAACAUCAACGACAGAACACUAGCGCUCCUGCGGAAUCAAGCUCAACUGCUUCGCUCACCGAACAACUCACUGAAAAUGGCCAAAGACGUGCUUAUGCUCCGCAGGAUCUUUCGAAUUCGCUGGAGCGAAUGGACAAGUUGGCUACUUAUGCCAGUGUUCAGUACUCUCCGAUGGAUAUGGCCGAAUACGUGUUCUGGACUGGUGACGAGAAAGGGGUUACGUUAGCUGUCGAAGAAUUUCUUCAGGAAGGAUUGAUGACGCGGGACGAAGCCAUUGCAUUCCUGCAGGAAGUGAAGUAUAACUUGGACAAUUUGCAGCCCCGUUACGCCCAGGCCAAGGAGAGAACUAAUUUGAUGCAGAAAAUACCUUUGUUUGAGAAAUCAGAACAGAGCUUGCCAUUGAAUAAGGAGUACCAAGAUGUCCUGAUGGAUCCUUUAAAGAAGAGGCCCAUGCUCCUUGAUCCUCUUGCAGAAUUAUCCAACAACAAUAUCCUUGGACAAAAUAGACAAGACAGUCUGACCAAUCGUAACGUACCGGAAGUUGCAGCACCAUUCAGGCCGAAGGACGCUGUCUACGAGGAACUUCUUGAACGUCUCAAGGUGGCUGACUUCCUUUACACGAAAUACUCUCUCGAGGAAGUUAUCUAUCAGCUUGCUAAAGUCAUGUUCUCCCAGGCCUUGACUAGAGGUAGCAAUUACGCCCAGGAUAUACUUCAGAAGUUCACUGUAUUUCUGGAAACGGAAGCAGCCGAAGGACGAAUCACUAGAACCUUGGAGAAGAAAGUUCUGGACGUACUGAUCGCAGCGCUUUCCGAUACUGUGGCGGAACAUCCUGAAUUAGCGAACCCAGGAAGAGAAGCUCUGAUGGAAUCCCCAGUGGUACCUACAGUCAACAGACGACUUCUUCAGGAACUCCUCUUCUCCCAGGUUCCAACUCAUCUGUCAAGUCGGGAUUCAGCGAUUCUCGAUCUCAAUAAGUACAUCCACGAAGCGUAAGUCCUUCCGGGCUCAGCUGCGUGAAUCCUUCGUUUGUCCCUCGUCGAGCGAUUACUCGUUAUAAGUUAUAACUAUGACGUACAGAAGUUGGAUGGCCCUGAUGGCACUGCCUACGGGUACGUCGUGUCCAAUUGGCGAACGCUGAAUCAGGAUUUAUCAUCCGGCGCACAGUUUGGCUUUCUCGGGAGAAUCAUGGUGACUCUGCGAAUUGUCAUACGUAUUUUUCGUCUCUUAAAAAACCCGAAGUCUCUGGCUUAAGAAUUUUUGCAAAUUUUCACGACAAAUUCCAUAACGCUCGAUUCUCUUAAUGAAUUUACGUAGCAGCUGUUCUCUUUAUUCUAGUCAAAUUUUUACACUCACGAGAGUAACGAUGAUUCGCGUAAUCCUUAUUGAAAAUUUUUACCCGCAAAUUUCUUGUUACCGUAAUUGCUUAUUUGUACGUUUGGGUACGUUAUACUUUCUUGAAUCUUUUAUCCUUUUAUCUUUUAUAUGAUUCGCGUAAUCCUUAUUGACAAUUUUUACCCUCGAUACCGCAAAUUUCUUGUUACCGUAAUUGCUUAUUUGUACGUUUGGGUACGUUAUACUUUCUUGAAUCUUUUAUCCUUUUAUCUUUUAUAUGAUUCGCGUAAUCCUUAUUGACAAUUUUUACCCUCGAUACCGCAAAUUUCUUGUUACCGUAAUUGCUUAUUUGUACGUUUGGGUACGUUAUACUUUCUUGAAUCUUUUAUCCUUUUAUCUUUUAUAUGAUUCGCGUAAUCCUUAUUGACAAUUUUUACCCUCGAUACCGCAAAUUUCUUGUUACCGUAAUUGCUUAUUUGUACGUUUGGGUACGUUAUACUUUUUUGAAUCUUUUAUUCGCCUCGUUACAUAAGCCUAUUCUCUAGUUUGUUAUCCCAAGAUGAAUCUUAUUGUUGCCGUUUGUCGCGAUGGACGAUUCAAUUUCAUUCGGGACAACCGAAGGGAGCUACGGGAUCAGGACGAAUCCGUAUGAAUAAAAGCCAUGAAUGGUUUGCGGUUGAAAUCGUAUUUGAAAAAGGUCAAAGGUCCUUAAUCGCAUGUACGCUUGUCGAAGAAGAAAAACGCUUCGAUUCGAAAAUCGUCCGUUGGAUCUUUUAUCUUCUUCGAAAGCAUAACAGAAAUGGCUUUCGUCAAGCUUUUGGUAUUCUUUAAGGUCUUCGUAGCGAUUUUUAAUUAUGUAAAAAUUUGAUUUUCAAUUAUGUAAAAAUCCGCGAAGUAGCAUUUGAAAUUGUAUACAUAAAUUGUGUCAUCUUCUACCUUACCGACACUGGUCAAAAUUAUCAAUUGGCGAACACAGAUAAAAAUAUGGCAAAUCAGAUAUAAGGUGAGAAGGAAGAAAAAUAAAUUUUGAAAAACAUUUCAACAUUGUUAAAAUAGAAAAUAGCGACGAAAAUUCUUAAAUUAUACCGUAAACGAUACAAAUUAUGAAAUAAAUAAUUAUAACAAUCCGGGCAAACGACUGUUCGAAAGUCUCGCUACGAUUCGAACUGACGGAUUCGCAGAGUGCCGAUUGAUCGUUAAUCACUUUCAAUUUGCCAAUCAGCGAUAUUAAUCUGCGAAGAAAAAAAUCGAACAAGACUAAACCGAUAGUAACGACAUAUCCAAGUUUUCCGGCGAACGAGCGCAAUUCGAUAAACCCAUUUCAAUAUGGAAUUUAAAAUCUGCCUACGUAAUCAAUGAGUAACCGAUAUUCUCAUUAUUAUCACACCCGUUAAUUUCCAUAUGACAAAGCAGAAGACCAAGGCCGAAAGGGAUGGUUAGAAAUAAUUGGAGACUGAUUAAACUGAUUCGGCCGAGUGAUAAGCUGAUAAGAUUCUUGUACUGUUUUUCCACGCUAGCGAUACUCUCACGUAGUUUUCCCGUAAUAACGCAUUAAAUAAAUUAUUUUAACACGACUUAUCCUAAACGCAAGAACGAAUCGCACCUUGAACUUUCCAUCUUUCCGUCGGAUUUACGCAAUUCUCAUUUUUCCCAUUGCACCUCACAUUUAUCGAGCUGCAGUACUACUUUACCGACCGUUACGUCAUUGACGUUACCUUAGCGACGCUAUUAAUAAUCAACGUUUAUCAUUUAAAAUAAAAAUGCGCAAAAUUAAUGCUUCGUGUCAUCAAUUACGAGCGUGUAUCCACUGUACCAAAUAAUGUUAUCGCGAUGACGUGACCUAUCGUCCCUUGAUACUGCGGAAGAUAACUUGUGUAUCUAUAAGAAAUAAAAUGAUCCCGUUUUAACUUGGAA